UCUUUUAAGCAAAUAUUCACUCCCAAAACCAAAGUCCCACCUCACUAGUUUUUAAAACUGCUCUUGCAGUGCAAGACAAUACUAGUCGUCUCUAAGAAACGACUGCUAACUCACUAAUCGGGGCUUGAGCUUUUCUCCUUCCGUCUUCCUUCUCAUCACUAAGGAUUCUCCUGAUGGGAUCCUUACAGAAAUCAAAUGGUGGGAUGGGAAGUUUAGCAUUGUUAGAGACAUCGUGUGGCUACUUACUACAAGAAUUACAGAUUAUAUGGGAUGAAGUCGGAGAAGACAAAUUUGAGCGGGAAAAGGUUCUGCUUGAACUUGAACAGGAGUGUGUCGAGAUUUAUAGAAGAAAAGUUGACACAGCUAACAUUUCACGAGCUCGACUACAUCAGCAGCUUGCAGAGUCCGAGGCUGAGUUUACUCAUCUCCUCCUCUCACUUGGAGAAAGAUCACUGCCAGGAAGGCCAGAGAAAAUGGCAGGAACGCUAAAAGAGCAGCUAAAUUCUAUAACACCAGCACUAAGAGAGAUGCAGUUAAGGAAAGAAGUACGAGUGAAGCAAUUUCGAGUAGUACAAGGGCAGAUUCAUAAAAUUUCUGCAGAAAUUGCAGGUCAGACAGAGUAUAAUGAUUCAACAUCACCGGUUUGUGUCAAUGAAAAUGAUCUUUCACUUAAGAAACUCGAGGAGUUCCAAAAUGAGCUUCAGAGACUUCACAGUGAAAAGAGUGACAGACUUCAGAGGAUGGAAAACUACAUAAGCAUGAUAAAAAAUUUGUCAGCCACUUUAGGAAUGGAUUCUUCAUUGAUCAUAACAAAGGUGCACCCAAGCUUGAAUGAAUUAUCAGGAUUGUCAAAGAACAUCAGUGACGGUAUCCUGGAAAAGCUUGAUCGCACAGUGAAAUCCCUUCAAUCAGAAAAACAAACACGAUUUAACAAGCUGCAAAAACUUGGUAAAGCAUUGUCUGAUUUGUGGAAUCUCAUGGAUACACCCAAUAAAGACCGUCAAGAAUAUCUACAAGUUGCCAAUCUAUCAUCUAUGCCAUCAAUAGCGAUAUCCACUCCUGGAAGCCUUACUCUGGACAUGGUGCAGCAGGCUGAGACUGAAGUGAAGAGACUGGAUCAGUUGAAAGCAAGCAAGAUGAAAGAGUUUUUCUUCAAGAAACAAAUAGAGCUUGAGGAUAUAUGCAGAAGAACACACAUGGAAAUACCAUCACGAUCAGAGAUGGAAAAAAUAAUCAACCAAAUAGACUCUGGGGAGAUUGAUCAUGCUGAUCUCCUCACAAGCAUGGAUGAACAGAUAUCAAGAGCUAAAGAAGAAGCUGCUAGCAGGAAGGUGAUCAUGGAGAAGGUUGAAAAGUGGGUAUUGGCACGUGACGAGGAGCUAUGGUUAGAAGAGUACAGCACGGAUGAAAAUCGUUAUUCUGUUCGCAGAGGUGCUCAUAAGAACCUUAAAAGGGCUGAGCGAGCCAGAGUGAUGGUCAACAAGAUACCAGCUUUGGUGGACUUGCUGAUAUCAAAGACUAAGGACUGGGAAGAUGAAAGAAAGAAAGUCUUCUUGUAUGAUGAGGUUCCUCUAUUGGCAAUGCUUGAAGAGUACCAUACGUUGAGGAAGGAAAAGGAAGACGAGAAACAAAGACAAUGGGAACAGAAGAAGGUACAGAUUAAAGUAGUAGCCGAGCCUGACAGCCCAUUUGGAAUAAGGCCAGGCACCAGCAGUCGGCGUCUUUCUGAUAAAAGCAUAAACGGAGGCUUUGGAAGUGCAAGCCUUCUAAACAGAAAAUCUUCCCCCGGCUUACAGCCCAUGGGACCAAACAGCAUCAACUCACCAAGUCAAGGCAUAUCUUCCAUAAACGUAGGAAAGAAAACAAACAGGCAAAGGGCAUACAGUCAGAAAAGAUUUUCUUACCAUCUCAGAGAAGAUACAGUUUCAGUUGUCUCAUCAUUUUCUGGCCCCUUCUCACCCUAGGAUAUUGGGAUCCCAUCAAGAACUAAUUCAAUCGUAUAAUCGGUUUCCAUUGUCUUAUAGUAGUAAGAAAAAGAGUCAUGUCCGGAAAUAAAUUAACAGAUCAUUUCCCAA
Messenger RNA from Salvia splendens (bonfire salvia), 2075 nucleotides. Its product is annotated as 65-kDa microtubule-associated protein 8. The transcript is spliced from 11 exons. Gene Ontology annotation, cellular component: cytoplasm; spindle. Lineage: Eukaryota; Viridiplantae; Streptophyta; Magnoliopsida; Lamiales; Lamiaceae. The record is from RefSeq and is a predicted model, not a curated record. Bases 174 to 1964 code for a protein of 596 amino acids. Gene Ontology annotation, biological process: microtubule cytoskeleton organization. Gene Ontology annotation, molecular function: microtubule binding.